GGGUUGACACUCUGCUCCUGCUUUCUUACGAUUUGUUUGUGCCGUGAGAAGACGUUUGCCUUCAACGAAAUAUUAAUCGUAUAAUUCGAAAAAUGGCAUGGUUAUGUAGUCGUACUGUUUUACAGACAUGUCGACGCCAAUUUUUUCGCAAUGCUGUAUAUUCGAAAGAAAAACCUUUGCCCGACCCAUUGGACCUUGCCACGGGUUUGGAGAAACGUGAAUUACUUGCCGCUGCCGCUGGCAAUUUCGAUCCUUAUCAUAUGAAGGCUAUAGAAAUAGUACGUGACAGCACAAGAGAAAGUCCAAAUUUAGUACCAAGUGCAUUCAAAAGUCGUAUUGUCGGUUGCAUAUGUGAGGAAGAUACUGCACAUGUGAAUUGGAUGUGGUUGCAUGACGGACAGCCACGCCGUUGUGAAUGUGGUCAUUGGUUUAAGUUAACUGAAGUUGCUCCUCUAGGAUAAGACUUUAAUUUAAUGUCACUUCUUGUUAAUUAGUCAUUUGUUUAAAAUAUAGAAUUAAUGUCA
Molecule: messenger RNA, 524 nt
Organism: Frieseomelitta varia
Lineage: Eukaryota; Metazoa; Arthropoda; Insecta; Hymenoptera; Apidae
Product: cytochrome c oxidase subunit 5B, mitochondrial-like
Exons: 3
Coding region: 93-461 (122 amino acids)
Biological process (GO): mitochondrial electron transport, cytochrome c to oxygen
Cellular component (GO): mitochondrial envelope
Source: RefSeq, a predicted model, not a curated record